AUAAUUUCGCAUAUAACAGAAAUGUGACCUCAUCGAUGAGUGAAAAGAUUUAUAUGAUUUAUGUGACGAGAUGGCAUCUCGACGUGCUAUGAAUAUAACCUCAACAGGUUGUUCUCAUUGCCGUUUAGCUGCACUAAAGCUUUUCGCCAACCCCGCGAAUGCGAAUGCAUUGUCCAGCGUGCGAGCCGGUCUUCUCAAACCCCGGCCACGAUUGAUUCCUGCACCAUCAAUUCGAUUAUUCUCAUCUCGGCCGACCCAUGAUGAGCCCUUCAAUAGUACAGAAUCGGCCGAAGAAGGCUUAGAAGGCUUAGAAGAUGGCAAAGAUUUGGAAGAUGGCCAAGAUGCCGCGAAAGGCUCGGAUUUAACUAAUAUCCCUUGGUAUCUUCAGGUUGACCCUCCAAGGCACGUGGCUUCCAUUGAGCCACAGCCACUUCCUGAGAUCCCCACCGGUUCUCCGAAGGUUGUUGGUUCAUUGCUCGAGUACGUAUCUGAGGAUUUAGGUCUCGAUGAACUCUCGCUCUUGGAUCUUAGAGAGCUCUACCCCCCACCGGCAUUAGGUCCGAAUCUUUUUAUGUUGUUCGGCACAGCACGGAGCGAGCGCCAUCUUAAUGUCUCCGCCGGACGCUUGCUGCGAUGGCUAAGAUCCAAACAUCGAAUCUAUGCUCAAGCUGAUGGCCUACUCGGGCCAAAUGAGCGUAAGACUAAAUUGCGCCGGAAAGCUAAGCGGGCAAAGCUCUUAGGAGGACCUGAAGAUUCCGAUGACGGCAUCAGGACCGGCUGGAUAUGUGUCAAUCUCGGCACUAUCGGCCGUAGUAAUGAUGAGUCUACCGUAGUUACAGAUGAUGGACGCGUGGCCGGUUUUGGCGUUUCUCACUCUGGGCACACAAUUAUCGUUCAAAUAAUGACCGAGUCUCGAAGAACCGAAAUGGGCCUCGAAACGUUGUGGGGGAGAGCUCUGAGUAGGUCGGUUGACAAAUCGGUUGAUAAAUCGGUUGAUGAUUCCUCCAAGUCAGAGAUGGGGAAUGCGAACAACCUACAUCCUUUAGAGCAGGCCAUCCUAUCUAGCACACGCCCGCGUGCAGCAACCAGAGAUAGGAAUUUCAACGACACUUCUAGGAGAACGCCAUUCGAACAAAAGCGGGCUUAUUCGACACAGCAAGCGAUUGCCCAUGAUGCACCUCAGGUUGACCCUCUAUUUACCAUCGAUUCAGAGCAGACUCUUGAGCAGAUUCUGAAGGGUGACGCUCGCCAAAAAUAUCGCAUUCUCGAUUUACUACGACUCCGGCUUGGCAAGAUGUCUUCCAUAGACAAGAGAAAGGCCCUCGGAAUCGCACCAAAUGGCGUAACCCCCUUCGUCCGAUUAUCCAAGUUCGCAUGCAAAUCCCUACCCCCACACCAAACUUGGGAGUUUCGUCUCGCUAUCAGGGCUAUAGCAUGCAGGUCUACCGCUGGUAACAAUGUCAUGCCCCGUCAGGACAUACAGAAUCUUAUCAAUGAGUUGAAUUUAUACGGCAUUGAGGCCACGCGAAAGCAGUACCUUCAGCUUUUGACAUGCGCAUACAGCACAGCUGGAGGUCUUGAGAGACAAUAUACACUCGCUAAACAACUUCUACGGACAAUGCAGCAACGCGGAGAGCCAGUCAUUGCUAAUGAUAUCAUUGUCACCAUCAUCGAGGCAGUAUGUCGAUAUUCUGACUCGGGUCAAUGGAAGGAUUAUUACACCUUUAUUCGGCGGUUAGAAGAUACCUGGCCUCAAUUAAAUUUGCCUUGUAUGGACGAACCGUUGCUCAUGAGACUCAUGAGCGCACAUCACCGAAUCCAGGACUGGAUAGGGAUUUGGGAUGCCUGGCGUAUGCGUCCCAAGUACUUGCUUCCGCGGUCAGCAGCUAUGUAUAUACACAUAUACCGGCUGGCGAUGGCUUCGGGCAGGCGGAUAAUCUGCCUUUCGACGGUGAAGAGGACCUUUCAAGGGCUUCUUGCGGAAUAUCCGGCCGUGCUACCGAAUCCCGCUGUCACGAAAGCUCUUUUGGAUUGUAUUAAGAUCGCAGAUCCCCAUGCUGAAGAAAUCACCAUGCGCACGACAGACUCCGGGGACGAGUACAGGGGCGAGUUCGUCAGAAUAAUUAGGGUCCUCAGACUCAUGGACAGCUAAAUCAAUCGGCCAUAUAUUACCUUCAACAAUCAUCUGUAAAAUUCUGUAAAAUUAAAUGAACAGGCUUUCUGAACCUCUCGGUCCCCUCAAAUUUAGCACGAGGCGAUAGAGCUACCUAGCUUGCACUCUUCUCCAGUUCGAUCUGUUCUCGUGAACAUAGAGACCUUCCCCUUCGGGUAAUAGCCCGUCUUUGUUAUAUAUCCAUCUUUAUGUAUUUGAACAUGUGGGUAAAUAGGUGCAUCAAAUUAGACCAAAGAAAAUAUUGAUUUAGGUCUGCCAAUUCUGGUUAUCUGCUAAAUAAGUCAGAUAAUAUAUAAACGCGAUUACACGGCACAUCUAUCAACAAUGCCAAGAUCUGACUACCGAGGCGUUCUGGAAUCGUACCUAUCUUGUAAAAAUCAACAACGAUUUAUCCCCAAGAUCAUCAGGGCGGAUUUGCCCGAUUUGCAUUUACACCGAAGUCCAAUCAAGGCAGGUAGUCAGCAGCCGACCUAAACUGAAGAGGCAAGCUCUUCCACUCGAACCAACCACCAUCCCGAAUUCAAUUUCCAGCGUAAGUCUCAUCUC
This is a messenger RNA of Annulohypoxylon maeteangense, 2719 nucleotides long. RefSeq lists its product as uncharacterized. Gene Ontology annotation, biological process: mitochondrial gene expression; mitochondrial proton-transporting ATP synthase complex assembly; mRNA stabilization. Gene Ontology annotation, cellular component: mitochondrion. Lineage: Eukaryota; Fungi; Ascomycota; Sordariomycetes; Xylariales; Hypoxylaceae. The transcript has a single exon. The record is from RefSeq and is a predicted model, not a curated record. The coding region runs from base 71 to 2152 and encodes 693 amino acids.